Messenger RNA from Mycena indigotica, 5319 nucleotides. Its product is annotated as Myosin type II heavy chain. The record is from RefSeq and is a predicted model, not a curated record. Gene Ontology annotation, cellular component: vesicle; actin cytoskeleton; cytoplasm. Bases 1 to 5319 code for a protein of 1772 amino acids. Gene Ontology annotation, biological process: actin filament organization; vesicle transport along actin filament. The transcript is spliced from 10 exons. Lineage: Eukaryota; Fungi; Basidiomycota; Agaricomycetes; Agaricales; Mycenaceae. Gene Ontology annotation, molecular function: ATP binding; microfilament motor activity; actin filament binding.
AUGCCCGCCCCACGUCCCUCGGAGAGUGCUGCAGCUCGAGCCGCAGCACAACAGGCUGAAUUCAACGAGAAAAAGUGGGUUUGGGUUCCCGAUGACAAGGACGGUUACCUCGCAGGAUGGGUGAACUCAGAGGAGGGUGAUUAUGCCCAAAUUAUCAUGUCUGCUAACGGCGAGUUUCGGAAUGUGCCACUUUAUGCAUUGUCCAAAAUGAACCCUCCCAAGUUCGACCGCGUCGAAGAUAUCGCCGAUCUCACCUUCCUGAAUGAAGCCAGCGUAGUACAUAACCUCCGUCUACGCUUUGGUUCCGGCGCUAUAUACACCUACUCAGGCCUGUUCUUGGUUGCCAUUAACCCCUACCAAAGUUUACCUCUCUAUUCGGAUGCUAUUAUCCAGCAGUAUCGCAGUAAACGGCGAGACGAGAACCCUCCUCAUAUCUUUGCGGUCGCUGAGCGAGCGUGGGUUAAUAUGGGCGAUGAGAGGGAAAACCAGAGCAUUCUCAUAACGGGCGAAUCUGGUGCCGGAAAGACAGAAAGUACCAAGAAAGUUAUCCAAUAUCUUGCUGCGAUUGCGACAGACGUCCAUAUAGCUCACUCACGCUCUCCUACAAUCGGCACGUCGGCUUCUACUGCGAGCAUUUCUCGGAGCGACUCAUUCCGACGUGGUCAUGGCCCCUCAUCAUCCAGCGGUACGGGUAGCCAUAUGACAGCUCGGGGCCGCCUGGGUCUCCUGGAACGUCAGAUUCUGCAAGCAAAUCCAAUCCUAGAGGCCUUCGGAAACGCGCAGACUCAGCGGAACAAUAAUUCCAGUCGAUUCGGCAAAUUCGUGCGAAUAACCUUCGCCCCAGAUGGCAGCAUUGCAGGAGCGAACAUUGAUUGGUACUUACUAGAAAAAAGCCGAGUGGUGGUAAGGAGUGAAGCAGAACGAAAUUUCCAUGUGUUCUAUCAGCUGAUGGCAGGUGGUGGUAGUCUCAAAGAGAAUCUGUUACUGAGCGGUGGGAUUGAAGACUAUGAAUAUCUCAACAUGAGCCGACGAGAAGUAGAUGGUGUGGAUGAUAAGGAAGAAUGGUCUCUACUCAAGGGUGCUCUUGACAUAGUCGGGUUCACGACUGCUGAACAAUUCGAUUUGUUCCGCAUUGUUGCUGCCAUCCUUCACAUCGGAAACAUUACCAUCACUUCGACAAGGGCAGACGACGCAGUCAUGCCAGACCCAUCCCAGGCAGAACGAGUUUGUCAUUUGUUAGGCAUGCCUGUGGCAGAUUUUACGCGUGCUGUCUUGCGUCCACGGACGCUUGCAGGACGCGAAUGGGUCACUCAAGCCAGAACAAAGCAACAAGCUCUUGACGAGCUAGGCUCCCUAUGCAAGACCCUCUACGAGAAAUCAUUCAGCGCCAUUGUAGACCGCAUCAACGUAGCUCUUGAUCGACCAUCCUCGAAGUCGACUUUUAUUGGCGUUCUCGAUAUCGCCGGUUUUGAAAUUUUCGAGAUCAAUGGAUACGAACAACUCCUAAUCAAUUACACCAAUGAGAAACUCCAACAGUUCUUCAAUCACCACAUGUUCGUACUGGAACAGGAGGAAUACGCUCGCGAGGGAAUCAAAUGGGACUACGUGAACUUCGGACUCGAUCUACAGCCCACGAUCGACCUCAUUGAGGCCAGUGGCUCGGUGAUAGGCAUUUUGAGCUGUCUCGACGAGGAAUGCAUUAUGCCACGUGCAACGGACCUGACGUUCACGAAUAAACUGCAUGGACUGUGGGCAGGCGGUGUUGAUGAUGAACAUUCGCACUCUGGCCGAAGCAAAUACGAUCCGACCCGCUUUGAUCAAGGCUUCAUUGUGCACCAUUAUGCUGCUAAUGUUGAAUACCGGACUGAUGGUUGGUUGGAGAAGAACAAGGACCCACUCAAUGACAAUCUCACUCGUGUCUUGGCCGCAUCGUCUGACCGCUACGUCGCUUCGCUCUUUGCAGAAUAUGCUGACACACCCAACGCAAGUGGAAGUAUGUUCGUCGCGAGUAAAAAGCGUGGUACCAAGAAAGGUGCUUUCAGAACAGUGGCCCAAAGACACAAAGAGCAGCUGUCAAGCUUGAUGUCUCAGCUUCAAGCCACUCAGCCCCAUUUCGUACGUUGCAUCGUCCCCAACUCGAAUAAGAAACCAGGUCGACUCGAUGUACCUCUCGUACUGGAUCAGCUCCGCUGCAAUGGUGUUCUAGAAGGAAUACGGAUCGCUCGGUUGGGAUACCCCAACCGGUUACCAUUCGUGGAAUUCCGGCAGCGUUAUGAAGUGCUGACUCCUGGUAUCAUACCCAGAGGAUAUAUGGAUGGGCGAGAAGCGUGUCGGCGGAUGGUCAAGGCAUUGGAAUUGGAUGAUGCCAUCUUCAAGAUUGGUACUUCCAAGAUAUUUUUCAAGGCUGGCGUGCUGGCCGAAUUAGAAGAGCGUCGUGAUGCAUUGCUCUUCGAAAUAUUCUCCCGACUCCAAGCCGUCGCCCGAAUGUGGACCGCGCGGCGCCAGAUGAAGAAGAUUCUGCACAGGGCCGUUGCCAUUCGGACCAUCCAGCGAAAUGCCAGGGUCUAUGCGGAGCUUAGGGACUGGCCUUGGUGGCAAUUGUACACUAAGGUCAGGCCAUUACUAGCGGCCACGCGCAACGAUGAAGAGCUCCGAAAGAAGGAAGCCGAACUGAGCUUAAUCAAAGAGCGCGCUGAACGCGAUAAGCAAGAACGUGAGGCGCUCGAAACGCUGAAAUCAUCGCUUGAAGCCGAAAAACGGAGAGUGGAGGAAGAACUGGAGGCGGAACGCAUGCUUGCCAUCGAUAAGAAUAUAGUGCUUGAACGGAGCAAGAAGCGCGAAAGCGAGCUCGAAGAUGAAAUUUCUGCCUUGCAAAGUGACUUGGAUAUGCUCGACUCGCAACUCGAUCGCGCAAUGAAGCUUCAGAAGGAAAGUGAUGACAAGUUCGAGAACCUUCGGCAAAUGUUCGACCAAGCUGCGGAGCAUCUCGUGCGCUUAGAAGCCGACGAGAAAACAUGGGCAUCCAAGGAACAAGAAUUAAACGCCCAACUGUUAUCAGCCCAUAAGGAGGCUGAGUCAAUGCAAUCCACCAUCCAGGAGCUCCACAAGAUCGGCGAAGAGCUGAAAAAUCUUGCUUUGCAGCGGGAAGAAGACCUGGCACGUACGAAGGAACGGGCAGAUGGAGCAGUCAAAGAGUGGGAAGCGAAGCUCCAAGCAGGGGCCAAAACCGGCGAAAUCUUACAACACAAAGUCGACGAACUCGAGGAAAGUCGACGACAAUCGCACCAGCAUCUCGCCGAGAUGGAGCGUACCGUCACAACGUCAGCCAAAUCAAUACAAGACAGGGACACACAGCUGAAGAAUCUUUCCGACCAAAUCGCCUCCAUGAAAAAGCUGCAUGGGGAGGCGCUUACCGAAAUCCGUGCUUUGCAGAACGACAUCAAUGCCCUCGAAGGAGAGCUUGAGGUUGAGCGCGGGUACCGGACCAACGAGAACGAAACUCGAAAGAAGCUGGAGCAUGAGUUGGACGAAUUGCGCAAGAUGAUGGAAGCUAAGACAAGUGAGGCGACGCGGAGGGCCGAGGCGGAGAAAAGUAAGGAACAAGAACUGGCAAAUCUCAGAGAACAGGCGCAAAGGCUGCAACAGGACCUCAGUGAUGGGCGGAAGCAACUUGUUGAUGCGCAGAAGCAACUCAAAUUGGAGCUAGAGACAUCACGGAGGGAGCAUCUAGCAUUGCAAGAAAGCCACAAAUCGUUGGAGGCGCGUGAGCAGACGGUUGAAGCAGAGCUCAAACGGGCGUUGGCGCAAGUCGGAGAACUUGAGAAAUCCAGGCGUUCUUUGGAGUCAGAACUUCAAUCGACACAUACUCGACAUAACGAUAUCCAAGAACAGCUGGCUGAAACCAAGAAGGCCAAAGAGGCUCUGGAUCGGCAAUUGGCAGUAUCUCUACACAAGCACCAUGAAAUCGAGGAUGUUAUGCUUCAACUGGAACGCGACAAGAGCGCCCAAGACAGACAGUUGGAUGUGCUGAAACAGCAGUUCGAAAAUGAGUCUACCAAGCGCAGUCAACUAGAACAAUCUCUUGCCAGUCGAAAGAAUGACAUCGCACAACUAAAGCAACAAAAUACGGAACUUGACGCUGCUCUUGCGCAAGCUCUGCUGGACAUUCAGACACGGGAUCAUGAAGUCAAGCAGAUUGAGACGAAACAACACACGACGAUUGUAGAGCAUGUCCAUGUUCUUGAAGAAGCCAAGCGAGUGACUGAUAGGGAGUUGGCGGACGCAAGGGCGGAACUGGAGCAAAAUAGAGCCUACAUCCGAUCCUUAGAGAAGGCUAAGACUGGGCUCAUGCGAGAGGCGGAAGAUCUGACCAGGGAAACGGAAAGAGAACGCCUCGAACUCCAGGCCAAAGAAAGAUUGGUCAAAGCACAAGAAGAUAAAAUGGUCAAAGCGGUCGCAGAGGCUGAGCGGGACAGGAAGGAGAAGGACGCUGCCGAGUUACAGACAAGAAGACUCCAAAUUGAACUGCAAAGCACCCAACGACAAGUGGAAGAGCUCAACCACCAAUUGUCUCAACUUCGGCGCUCCAAAGAUCAGCUGGAUGCCGACUUAGACAGGCUUGUGGACGACAAUGCGGAACCGGCGAGAAAGUCGAUGGCACGGAGGAUAUCACAGCUCGAGGGUCAAAUUAUCGAGUCGAAUUCACCUCGGAUGCCCGCUCGAUAUGAUGGUGAAGGACCGAGUGACUGGAGGCGACAGAAGGAGCGGUUGGAGUUGAAGCUGGCUGAAAUGACCAAAGCCUACGAACGGUCCUCAGCCGAGCAAUCCGAACAACGAAGCCAAAUCACAACUAUGCAAGGUCAAGUUAGUGAACUACGGUCCGCAUUGAACGACGUGGAGGCCGACCGACUGAUGCUUCAAAACGCAAGGAAGGCGCUUCAGAGCGAGCUGGAGACCAUUCGACAUGACCAUAUCGACACAAGUCUGGUUUCAAGUGAUAGGGAGAUGCACAAGCUUCAGUUAAGACAACUCGAACUGGAGAGAACAGUGGAUGAACAAGAGUAUCGGAGUGCGCAAAGCCUUGAAAGGAUGAAAAAGGCCGAGAUCAAAGCGUCUCAAAGCGAAAUUGAUUUGGGUAAGGUAAGGGUGGAGAAGUCAGCACUAGAUCGUCUGAAUGCGAAUUUGGAGAAACAAGUGAUUGAACUUCGGGGACGUAUCAACGAACUAGAGUCUCGCCCACCCAGUACUCCACGAGCGGUGAAGAGAGAAAGUCGGAUUGAGGAACUCCAGAAUCAGCUGCAGAACAAGUCGCGACGAUGA